UUUAUAUUAUUAACAAUAUGUCGUUUUAUUCAUAAUUGACUAAUGUUUUAACAGUGAUAAUUUCAAUAAUUGUGUAUGAAACAUAGUGCAAAUGAAGUGAAAAUUAAUUAUUUAAUGUUUAAUUAAUCAUUUUAUAAUGGUUCAAUUGAAUUUUAACAAUCAGGGAUGCCGUCCCGAGGUUGGGGUGCCAGACAUGACUGUCAUCUCGGAUAUUGAUGAACAAGGCAUCAAUAAAAAUCUUCGUGUGCGCUAUGAUCGAGAUCAAAUAUAUACGUAUACGGGAUCUAUAUUGGUGGCCGUUAACCCGUACAAAGAUAUUGAUAUUUAUUCAUCGGAGCAGGUGUUUAAAUAUCAUGGAGCCAAAUUGGGUGCACUUGAACCGCAUGUAUUUGCACUCGCAGAAGCUGCAUAUAGAUCAUUACAAGAUUCAGCAACUAAUCAAAGUUGUGUAAUAUCUGGUGAAAGUGGUGCUGGUAAAACAGAGACGACAAAAUUUAUUUUACAAUAUCUAUGUAGUGUUACAAGUAAUGUAUCUACAUGGGUCGAACAACAAAUUCUAGAAGCAAACACAAUUCUUGAAGCUUUCGGUAACGCAAAAACUGUUCGAAAUGAUAAUUCUAGUCGUUUUGGAAAAUUUAUGCAAGUAUGUUUUGAUAGUAAAUGGAUGAUUGCUGGUUGUAUAAUUCAAGAUUAUUUAUUAGAACAAUCUAGGAUAACAUUUCAAAGUCCUGGUGAAAGAAAUUAUCAUGUAUUUUAUCAAUUAGUUGAAGCAGGGAAGAAUAAUAAAGAGUUAGCGGAACAAUUACAUUUAAAAGAUGCACAUUUUUAUAAAUACUUAAAUCAAUCUGGUUGUGUAAAAAUUGAAGGUGUAAGUGAUGGCCGAAAAUUAGAUUCAUUACGUUUAGCAUUUAACGUAUUACAAGUACCACCCGAAAUGUCUGAGGGUAUUUUUAAAGUAUUAGCUGCCAUUUUAUGGCUUGGUAACUUAGAAUUUGAGGAUAUUGACGGCGAAAGGUGUCAAUUAUCUGACAGUGCAUGUGAUGGCGAAACUUUAGAAUGUGUAGCUGAUUUAUUAGGUUUGUCACUGGACGAUAUGCGGCAAGUUGUACUUCUUAGACAAAUUAAUGUACGAGGCAAUAUUACCGAAAUUCCAUUGAAACUUCAAGAAGCUAGAGAAAAUCGACAUGCUAUGGCAAAAGCGUUAUAUUCACGAACAUUUGCCUGGUUAAUUAAUCACAUAAAUACGUGUACAAAUCCUGGACAAGACUCGUCACGUUUCUUAGGUGUUUUAGAUAUAUUUGGUUUUGAAAAUUUUGCUGUAAAUUCAUUUGAACAAUUAUGUAUAAAUUAUACAAAUGAGAAAUUACAUAAAUUUUUUAAUCAUUACGUUUUUGCUUUGGAACAAGAAAUUUAUCAACAAGAAGAAAUUCAAUUUUCUCACAUCAAAUUCACUGACAACACACAAUGUUUAGAAUUGAUCGAAAAACCACCACGAUGUAUUUUAAAGUUAUUGACGGAACAAUGUCAUAUGCCAAAAGGUUCAGAUCUAGCGUAUUUAACAAACUUACAUGGUGAAUUUGAAAAUCAUGAAAGUUAUAUCAAAGGUGAUGAUCGUCGAAAAUGGGAAAAGGAAUUUGGUAUACAACAUUAUGCUGGUUGUGUUACAUAUAAUGUACAAGGUUUUGUUGAUAAAAAUCGUGAUGUACAGCAAGAUGUCUUCUUUGAUCAUAUGAGCCGUUCAACUAAUGAAUUUGUGCAAGAGUUGACUGUUUUUCAGGAUUUAUUAACAUCAAACAUAAAAAUGCCAAACUCAAAUGGUGCCGCAACUGUAUCACGUGGUACCAGUAAAGGAAAACCAACAGUAAGCGAUAGUUUUCGUCAACAAUUACAAGCUCUUGUUGAUGUAUUACAAUCCACAAACCCGUGGUAUGUGCGUUGCAUCAAGCCAAACAACAAAAAAUUGCCAAAUAAUUACAACGAAAGCAUGGUCUUAGAUCAAUUAAAAUAUUUAGGAAUGUUAGAUAUAAUUCGUAUACGUAAAGAAGGAUAUCCAAUACAUAUGACAUACGAAGAAUUUACAGCACGUUAUCAUUGUUUAUCAAAAGUACAUUUACCUAAAGAUUCGCGAGAAGCUGUUCGAACAAUAAUUCGAACACAUAACGUACCAGAAACCGAAUGGCAAAUUGGUAAAAGUAAAAUAUUUUUACGACGAUUUGUGCAUGAACCGCUAGAAGAUAGUCGAAAUCAGCUUGUAACAUCACGUGCAAUAUUAAUACAAAAAAUAUGGCGUGGAUAUGUGCAACGUAAAGCAUACCUACGCAUCCGUGAUGCUGCGCUUAAGGUCCAACAUGCGUAUCGUGGUUGGAAAUCAAGAAUAUUAUUUAUACGUAAACGUCGUGCCGCAAUUGUAAUUCAAUCGCAUUUACGUGGUGUGUUCGCGCGUGAAGUUGCUGCUGCCUUACGUGAAAUGCGACGUGUGGAAGAAGAGAUGCGUAAACGUGAAAAAUUAGAAUUGGAACGUAAACAACGUGAAGCGGAAAUCAGUGCAAAACAAGCUGAGGAGGCACAAAAAACAUUAGAAGAAAGUGAACGCAAACAACAUUAUAAGAAUAUUGUUGAGAUGGAAUCAAGGGCUGCACAAGAAGAAAUUGCAACAUUGUCACAGAUGGCAGAACAUUUGAAUCAAAGUAAAUACGCCCAGAACAAUGCUGAACCAAAUACUGGAGGUAUUGCAGAAUCUGUUGAUUUAGAUAAUUUAUUCGCAUUUUUAUCGGAUGUACAACCGCAAAGAAAUGCUAUAAUCGAUGAAAUUGGUGAAAAAAUGGAUGAAUUAGUUGAAGAUUUAGAUGUUGAACUAGAAACUGUUAUUCAACAAGAAUUAGAAGGACUAAAUAUGAGUCGCUCAUCUGUACCCCCAUGCACUUUACCUUUACAACAUACAGGACCGUCUAAAGGUUUAGGUAUGCCAACACUUCCAGAACCAACAGAGCCGCCACCUCCUCCUCCCACAACUGCGGUACAGCCACAAUCACAGCAGCCCCCACCACCGCCACCACCCCAGGAUAUUGAACCACCGCCCAUAGCAACACCCACACAAAAAGGUUCUUCAGAACCAAUAUAUGAAUCAGUUCUUCCACGUGAUGAAGGUGUUGAAAAUGACGGAUGUAUAUCACCGCCUCCUUUACCUGCACCACCAAUUAAAUUUCGAUCGAAAAGUCCUGGUAUUGAACGUGUGGUACAAAGAAAUGGACCAACUGAAAUUAAUCAACGUUCUAGAUCUCCUAAUUCACCACGACCUAGUCGACCCAAUUCAAGAGGAUCUGCCAAUGGCUUAUUAAACCAAUCACAACCACAACAAUGGCGUCAUAACAAUGGUGUUCAAGCGACACAAACGACAAAUGAGCAUUUACAUGAUCCUGAACGAGAACAACGACGUAAAUUCCGUGUCGAAAAGAAACUACAAGAAAUGGAAGAAAUUCAACAAGAAAAAGAUACGCAUACGGAAGAAUUGCAUCAUGAUAUUGUUGAAUUUGCACAAAACUAUUUCAAUACUCAUGAAAAAUCACCAGAAGGUACAAUAAUUGCAACAUUAACCCGUAAAUCACGAGGCAAAAGUUUAGAAGUGAUACCAAAAUAUGAAAUGGUUACCUAUUAUAAAGGAAAUUCAAUACCAAAUUCACAUAUCCACAUGUAUGAUCCUGAUAAUGUAAACGUAGCCUGUACUGUAUUUAAGGAUUUAUGCAAAUAUUUACGUGGCGAAUUAAACGUAGAUCGUGAAUUGAGUGUAAUUCAAAGUAUAAUUGGCUACGGUAUCGAGCGUGAAGAAUUACGUGAUGAAAUAUUAGUGCAAUGUAUGCGUCAAGCAACAAAUAAUCCAAAUCCAGAAUGGUGUGAACGAGUAUGGCUGUUAUUAUGUUUGUGUAUCGUGGCAUUUCAACCAAGUAAACUACUUUAUAAAUAUUUUGUAUCAUUCCUAAAGAAAAACUUACAAUUGGAAGGAAAAUUACGACAAUAUGUACAAUGGUGUUUGGAUAAUUGUAAAAAUACAAAAGUAUCGUGUCGUGAAUAUCCACCAUCAUCUGUCGAAGUUGCAGCGAUGCGUCGUUUGGGAACAAUUGUAUGUCGAUUCUUCUUUUUGGAUGGACGAACCAAAGCAAUUGACGUACAUCCAACGGAUACUGCUGGUGAUGCAACUGUAAAGUUAUCUGAACGUUUGGGUUUACGAUCCACUGAAGGAUGGGCUAUCUAUCAAAGUCGACCCGAUGGUGAAGAGCAUGUCAGAGCUCAUCAUUAUUUGUACGACGUUAUUGCUGAAUGGGAAAUCAAACAAAAUAAAAUCGUUGCAGCAACUUCAAAUUUUACAACAUUAUCACGUUCGAAUCGAAGUAGUACAACGUUAGGUAGUGGAGAAAAUCGUUUUAUUUUCAAACGACGAUUAUUUAAAUCGACUCGUGAACUAUCACAAGAUCCUGUUGAAGUGAAUAUGCUCUAUGCACAAGCAGUUUAUAAUGUUGUUAAGUGUGAUGCGUUUCCUGUUACGGAAAAAGUGGCAUUACAAUUGGCUGGUCUUCAAGCGCAAGUUGCAUUGGGUGAUCCAAAAGAUAAUAGCAAACUCGAAUAUUAUACAGAUCUUGAUACUUAUUUACCGUAUAGAAUUAGUCGAGCUCGUGGUGAUGAUGUCUGGGUGCCAAUAAUAGCCCAAGCACAUCGUCAAUAUGGUGCAGGUCGAUCUGAACUUCAAGCCAAAGCAUUAUACUUAUCAUGUGUGAUGCAAUAUCCAUUGUAUGGAACAACAAUGUUCCCAGUUACAUAUCGUGGUUAUUGGUCAUAUGGUAACGCAUUAAUUCUUGGUGUAAAUUGUGAAGGUUUAAUGUUAAUUAAGCCCGAUGAUAAAUUUGUGUUAUACGAAUAUCGUUACCAUGAAGUUGAAUCAAUUUUAAUUGAUCCUAGUGAUAGUUUUAUAACAAUCAGUUUAUUACGUCACACUCAAGACAGCAGUCAUAAAUGUUUCGUAUUUGAAACUCAACAAAAGAAUGAAAUUGGUUCAUUAAUCGUUAGUUAUUAUCCAACAUUAGCAUCUUGGUUAAAUGAAAGCGAACAACCGAUUAAGAAGUUUAAGAGUAUAACGAAUGAGGAUCGUAUCCGUUUGUAUCAUAAUUUAGUUAAUUGUAGGCGAACAUUAGUCGAUAGUGAUAUGUUAAGGAAACCUCAAGACAUGUCUGGUGGAUUUUUACGAAACACUUUACGUCGUUUAAGUAAACAUCGUUUAGAAAAAUUACGUCAAGAACAUGGAAAUGCAACAGAUCAUGGUGAAACGUACAAAGGCUUCCCUUAUGCCUUUUGGGCAUUCAGUCGACAGCCAAUACCACAAAGUAUUACACGUAUGCCAGAAGUGGACGAACAAGUUGCAUUACAAGUAUUCCAAAUUGUUUUAACUUAUUCAGGAUUAGGUCAAAAUGGUGAAACUAUUCGGCGAGCUGAAGAUGAACACGUGAAUUUAAUUCAAACAAUUAUGGAACGUGUUAUGCGUAAAGAAAAUUUACUGUGUGAAUUUUAUAUGCAAUUAAUUAAACAAACUACUGAUCAUCCGGAUCCUAAUUCGAGAGUUAAUUUACGACAUUGGGCAUUACUAUCGUUAGCAUGCUCUGUAAUUCUUCCACCAAAUAAAGUUAUACGUAAAUAUUUGAUGUCACACUUGAAACGAUGUUCUAGUGAUUAUGUUACUGAAGAAGGAAAAUUUGCACGGUUUGCUGAAAAAUGUUUACUGAAAACGCAAGGUACACGUCGCCGCCAGUGGCCACCGUCUCGUGAAGAAAUUACAUGUACAAUAAAUCGUCGUCCAAUUUAUGCACGCUUCCAUUUUAUGGAUGGGCAAUAUCACUCAGUUGAAUUUCAUCCAUCAGCAACGGCACGUGAUGUUAUGGAAAUUGUUAAAAAUAAAAUUGGUCUUCCAGAAACAGCCAUGGGUUACGCAAUAUACGAAGUAUUAGGGUCAUCUGAACGUAGUCUUUUACCGGACGAAAAAAUUUCUGAUGUUAUGUCAAAAUGGGAACGUUAUCGUACUGCACAAAAUAAUUCAAAUGCACAGCAACAACAACAGAUGCCACAAAAUGGUACCCAAACGUUGACAAAAACACGAAGACAACAUCAUUUGUUCCUAUUUAAAAAACAUUUGUUCCUUGAUCAAUAUAUUAAUUUAAAUGAUCCUGUUGAAAAAGAGUUGUUAUAUCAUCAAGUUCUACAUGAUCUACGAAGUGAUCGGUUUCCUAUUACUGAAAAGGAAGCAAUGAUGUUAACAGCACUACAAGCACAGUUAGAAUUAGGUGAUAUGGGUGAUAUAUUACAUGACUAUCGUCCAAUAGCAAGUCAUUGUUUGGCGCCAAGAUUUGUUCCAAAUAUUCCAUCAGAAGGUGUUGCAAUGCAUCAUCAAUCAUUACGAGGCAUGACGUCAACUGAAGCGAAAAAAGCCUUCCUAAAUCUAAUUCAAAGUUGGCCAUUACAUAGAGCAACCAUUUUUGAUGUUAUGCAAUCUUUUACAUCGAAUUGGCCGCGAGUCCUGUGGUUGGCUGUCGAUCAAGUGGGAUUACAUCUCUUGGAGCAUCGAUCAAGGAAUGCAUUAUGCACGUACGAGUAUUCAAGUAUUAUGUCCUAUUCACCGGCGCUUAACUGUUUGAUGAUCAUCACGGGCACGGAUAAGAAACAGAGUAAAGUGAUUUUAACAACAUCACAGGCAUUCCAAAUAGCAACAUUGAUCCGCGAAUAUACCGAAGUAAUACAGUCUGAAUUGAUGUCAGCAAGUAUGACCGCUAGCAUGACUUCAUCAAUGGGUCCAAUAUCACCACAAACAACAACACCAAUACCAAUGAAUCAAUCACAUACCGGUACAUUAGAAUUACGUCGACGUGAUCGAAGUACAUCACGUAGUCGACCAGUUAGUAUUCUACAUAAACCAGCACCUUUAAUCGAACCACAACCGAGUUAGAAUAAUUAAUUUUUUAAACAAAAUACGAUUGAAAAUUCGGCCAAAGACAAAGAAAAUGUAUUUAUUUAAUUAAAUAAGUCU
Chrysoperla carnea is the source of this 7063-nucleotide messenger RNA. It is a transcript of the gene Myo81F, whose product is annotated as myosin-VIIa. NCBI's taxonomy places the organism in Eukaryota, Metazoa, Arthropoda, Insecta, Neuroptera, Chrysopidae. The transcript is spliced from 23 exons. Gene Ontology annotation, cellular component: cytoskeleton; myosin complex. Bases 137 to 6982 code for a protein of 2281 amino acids. The record is from RefSeq and is a predicted model, not a curated record. Gene Ontology annotation, molecular function: ATP binding; protein binding; cytoskeletal motor activity. Gene Ontology annotation, biological process: signal transduction.